ACGCUGCUAGCUCAGGGAAUGCACCUUAAGAUCUUCUGGUCUAAAUUGAUUCUCCCAAUAACCCUAGAUAGCCAGGGCGCCGCAGCCAUGGUGAGCGAGUCCCCGGGGCCCGGCGCCCGGGUCCCCUGGCGGCGAAGCGACGAAGCGCUGCGCGUGAACGUGGGCGGCGUGCGGCGGCGGCUGAGCGCGCGCGCCCUGGCGCGCUUCCCGGGCACGCGGCUGGGUCGCCUGCAGGCCGCGGCGUCGGAGGAGCAGGCGCGGCGCCUGUGUGAUGACUACGAUGCGGCGGCGCGCGAGUUCUACUUCGAUCGGCACCCGGGCUUCUUCCUAGGCCUGCUGCACUUCUACCGCACCGGCCACCUGCACGUGCUCGAUGAGCUGUGCGUCUUCGCCUUCGGCCAGGAGGCCGACUACUGGGGCCUGGGCGAGAGCGCGCUGGCCUCGUGCUGCCGCGCGCGCUACCUGGAGCGGCGGGUGACGCGGCCGCGCGCCUGGGACGAGGACAGCGACACGCCGAGUAGCGUGGACCCGUGCCCCGACGAGAUCUCCGACGUGCAGCGCGAGCUGGCGCGCUACGGGGCGGCGCGCUGCGGCCGCCUGCGCCGCCGCCUCUGGCUCACCAUGGAGAACCCGGGCUACUCGCUGCCCAGCAAGCUCUUCAGCUGCGUCUCCAUCGGCGUGGUGCUCGCCUCCAUCGCCGCCAUGUGCAUUCACAGCCUGCCCGAGUACCAGGCCCGCGAGGCGGCGGCCGCGGUGGCGGCGGUGGCCGCGGGCCGCAGCCCCGAGGGCGUGCGCGAUGACCCGGUGCUGCGGCGCCUCGAGUACUUCUGCAUCGCCUGGUUCAGCUUCGAAGUGUCUUCGCGCCUGCUGCUAGCGCCCAGCACGCGCAACUUCUUCUGCCACCCGCUCAACCUCAUCGACAUCGUGUCCGUCCUGCCCUUCUACCUCACGCUGCUGGCCGGCGCGGCGCUCCGAGACCGGGGCGGAGCGGGUGGCGAGGAGCUGGGCGAUCUGGGCAAGGUGGUGCAGGUGUUCCGCCUCAUGCGCAUCUUCCGCGUGCUCAAGUUGGCGCGCCACUCCACCGGUCUGCGCUCGCUGGGCGCAACGCUCAAGCACAGCUACCGUGAGGUGGGCAUCUUGCUGUUGUAUCUGGCCGUGGGGGUGUCCGUGUUCUCCGGCGUGGCCUACACAGCUGAGAAAGAUGAGGACGUGGGCUUUGACACCAUCCCAGCCUGUUGGUGGUGGGGCACGGUGAGCAUGACCACCGUGGGCUAUGGGGAUGUGGUACCGGUGACGGUGGCUGGCAAGCUGGCAGCCUCGGGCUGCAUCCUGGGGGGCAUUCUGGUGGUGGCACUCCCCAUCACCAUCAUCUUCAACAAGUUCUCCCACUUCUACCGGCGCCAGAAGGCUCUGGAAGCUGCCGUGCGCAACAGUGACCACCGGGAGUUUGAGGACUUGCUGAGCAGCAUCGAUGGGGUGUCAGAGGCAUCUCUGGAGACCUCUCGCGAGACCUCCCAGGAGGGCAGGUCUGAAGACCUGGAGGCCCAGGCCUCCAGUGGGCCUCCAAACGCUCAGGUUUAUUAAAACCAGGGCUCCAUGUACCCCCUUCCCACACCCCUGCAGUCAGCUGAAAUGGAGCAGAGAUUCCUCCCCUGCUUAACUUCUUCGUGAAUGACCUCACAGGAUCACUCACUCUGGCUUCAGAAAUGACAACUGGAGGCUGGGUCCUUUCCUCUAGAGACACAGGGAAGCAUAGUGUUAUCCUAGACUUUACGAGCCUGCAGAGCAACCCAGAGACCUUUAUAAAUGAACCUCCAAGCCACCUAUAGUACAGGCAUGAGCCAAAGAGGGAAAGUCAAAAGGAUGCUAACAGUUCCUGAGCACUUCCUAUCUGUUAGCCAUGUCACAUUGACCCUAUGUUAGAAGAUGAGAAUUAUCCCCAUUUCACAGAUGAGGAAACUGAGGCUCAGAGAGGCACAAUGACUUGCCUAAAUAUUACACGGCUAAAAGACGUGGAGCCAAGGUUGGAAUCCCAACUUGUUGAUCUGCCAAGGCCAAUAUUUCUUGCUCUGGUCUUUCUUCUACCCUCACAAAGUUUGCAGGUGGUUUUAGGUGGUUCAUGGACCCCCAGAGUUGGUUCAUAGUGUUAGACACUUCUGUUAGAGCUAGGGAAAGGACCAGACAGGGGAUUCAGAUGUAGAAUCCCUGGACCUCAUCUGUGGUUCUUUUCCAGGACCUUCCAACAAGAGUUAGCUCUCAAAGAGGAGGUCUGGGAGGAAGGACUAGGAGACUGCCUCCUCAGUGGAUGGGUAAGACUUGCUAAGCGAUAGUCCUAAGGCUUCCUCCCAGAGCUGGCUUAAGAUCCAGAAAAUCUGAAGGGGCCCCGGCAUGAGGCCUGAAGUCUAGACUCAGCUGUGCUAGGGCUGCUCCAUCUCCACAUCUCAGCCCUUGUAUCAGAUGGUCACAGUCUGUGCCCCAGAGGGAGAUGAAAGCCAAAUGGUUCAGGGGUGGCAUUGAUUUAGAGCCAACUCAGCUCUGAAGUACUGAUGGCAAGGAGCUACUGUGCCUGGACAUCUGUCUCCCCUUCCCAGAUCCUCUAGGCUGACCUUGGCAGGUCCCUUCUCCCCGUGACGCAGACCUCCAGCCCUGCCUUGGGUCGCCAGCCAGGCAAAUUCUUGAGCCUCCUGUUCCUUUUGGCCAGGUCCAGCUCUCAUCUUCUCUGGGGCUAUGUCUCUUAUAUUCACCUGCUGAAUCCUCUCUCUACUUGCUGAGAAAGUUGGGAGGGAAGGGUUCCUGCAGCCCUUUCCACAUACUGUGGCUAGGAGAGCCAUCGCGGGACCAUCAUGGCUGGACUAUGGCUCUGACCAUCAUGGCUGGACUAUGGCUCUGACCAUCAUGGCUGGACUAUGGCUCUGACCGUCUUUCCCUACGCUGAGCUCCAAGAUGGAAGACUCUGUCCCACUGAGCCCGGCUUGGUUCGGACCAGGUGUUUUGUCAAUGUUGAAUGGAUUGACCGAUUUGUACAGUCCACUGUGUGCUGGGCGCUGAGGAGAAAGAAAAUAGAGAACUUGUCCUCAAGAAAGAGGGCGGAGACGAGAUCGAAAAGGAGGUUCUGCCUCCCUCCUCCUUGAUUUUUGAGGAUUUAAAAAUGAUUUCCUUAUAGAUUCUUUCCUCACUCAUUCAACCAAUACCUUUUGGAAGGGGCAUACGCUGGGACUACACGUGUGGCCUGCAGAUGUGUUUUGUUUGGCCGAACAGUAUUUCUAGUAUAUUUUUUAAUUCAGACAUCAUUGGGGCAGGCACACUCUCUCCAGUUCCCCAUAGCAACCCCCACUUCCCACAUACCUGCUCAUACAUACAGGCGCCACUGUGUCAGCCUCACCACUUCUCAGAUCUACAUCACCCACCUGGCUUUUGAAUUAUUAACUGCUUACUAGGUUCCAGAGAUACAAUGGGGAGGAAAAUAUAUAUCCCUGUGCUCAUGAAACUUACAGACUAGUGGAGGAAGUGGAUUUUAAUCCAAUAAUCACAUAAAUAUGUAAUUGUUUUAUGAAGUAAAGGGAACUGUAAGCCUGUAAGGGAGCAGGAGCCAUUAACCAAGAAGGUCAGAGAAGACUUUUCUGAGCAAGUGGUCACCCCAUCAUAAGGAUAAAUACCAAAUCAGGCAAUGAGGCUGCCUGGAAGUGUGUUUCAAGCAGAGGGAACAGCAUGUGCAAAGGCCUUGGGUCCCAUACAGGGCCUAGGACACAGUCGGUCCUCACAGGUGGAUGGAUUCUGAGUCUCCAGAUUGGAGCAGAGACUGGAGCUAAGCCAAGGGGCUGCCUAUGAAUUCACCACGCACACACCAGCCCUCCUACACACUCACCUAAUUCCUAGCCCAGCUCUGCCCAGGUCAGGGCACAGAGACCGGAAGGGCUGCAUGCACCACCCUUACGGUCUUGCUGGACAUACCAAGGAGCCAGAUAGCUUCCAGCCUUUGAGCCCCUAGAGCGGGUGUGAGGAAAGCUCAGGGAAGAAUCAUCUGGCCUGCGUCCAUCAGGAGGCUACAUGUGGUCCUGGCAGAAAAGCAACAGCUUACUCCCACUCCUGUGUAUCAGUGAAAACCAUGAUGCAAAUAAA
Messenger RNA from Odocoileus virginianus texanus, 4119 nucleotides. It is a transcript of the gene KCNS1, whose product is annotated as potassium voltage-gated channel modifier subfamily S member 1. Gene Ontology annotation, molecular function: delayed rectifier potassium channel activity; protein binding. The record is from RefSeq and is a predicted model, not a curated record. Gene Ontology annotation, cellular component: voltage-gated potassium channel complex; membrane. Gene Ontology annotation, biological process: regulation of delayed rectifier potassium channel activity; potassium ion transmembrane transport; protein homooligomerization. Lineage: Eukaryota; Metazoa; Chordata; Mammalia; Artiodactyla; Cervidae.